Messenger RNA from Hypomesus transpacificus, 1391 nucleotides. RefSeq lists its product as uncharacterized. Gene Ontology annotation, biological process: phagosome-lysosome fusion; endosome to lysosome transport. NCBI's taxonomy places the organism in Eukaryota, Metazoa, Chordata, Actinopteri, Osmeriformes, Osmeridae. The record is from RefSeq and is a predicted model, not a curated record. The coding region runs from base 299 to 910 and encodes 203 amino acids. The transcript has 5 exons. Gene Ontology annotation, molecular function: GTP binding; GTPase activity. Gene Ontology annotation, cellular component: late endosome; lysosome; phagocytic vesicle.
UGGUGGUAAGGAGGAUGCCAUAAUAUUAAAAGGACCAUAACAAGGUUGGAACGCUCUUGGGUCAGGUUGAAAGGUUCUCAAAUGAAUAUGGACUACAACAGCAAGAAAUCCAAACUGUCCGUGAUUUUUAUUGCCAAAUUACAAGGCUGUUUUGUUAUGAUUUAGCGUUCGUAGCUUUCCACAAAAGAUUUUGACUGUCGUGAUUCUUUUAACUUGAUGACAUUGCAUACAUUGCGCACUCCACGAAUUUGUGCCGUUUCCGUUCCUGUGAACAAUCAGAAAGGGAAAAGUUUUAAUCAUGACGGAGUGGAAGUCUCCCUUGAAAGUAAUACUUAUCGGCAACUCUGGGGUGGGAAAGUCCUCCUUCAUGAACAGAUACGUUAACCACCGCUUCACUAAUAUGUAUCGAGCCACUAUUGGGACUGACUUUCUCACCAAAGAGCUGAGCACCGGUGACUCCACAGUUGUUCUACAGAUCUGGGACACUGCAGGCACAGAGAGGUUCCAGUCUCUAGGUACACCCUUGUACCGGGGGUCUCACUGCUGCAUGCUAGUGUUUGAUGUCACCUCCAGGACUACUUUCUCUGCACUGGAGGUGUGGAGGAAAGAGUUCUUAGUUCAGGGAGAGCCCCCUGACCCUGCCAAUUUCCCAUUCAUUGUGCUCGGCAACAAGACUGACUUGGAAAAUAGAGAGGUGUCAAGCAAGCAAGCAUUGCAGUGGUGUGAAAAGAUAGGGGCACUGUAUUGUGAAGGAAGUGCUAAGGAGGACACUGAUGUGGAACAGACAUUUUUGAAAGCUGCAACAGCAGCACUACAUCAGUACAAAAAACACACAUUGGAAAAUACAGGACAUUUCCAGGUAACCUGCAAACAGUUGGAAGAAACUCGCAACGACAAGUGUCAGUGCUAGGACCAGCACCUGCCCCAGUGUGGGAGGGCCCCAGGGAGUCCUCGGCACUGCUGAUGACCUACCUAGUAAGGGUGCAAAAGAAAAGUGACCCAAUAAAGGUACUGUGGAAGAAAAGGACACAUUUGUAUACCACAUGGAAAAGAACAAACUUUUUUUAAUUUUCUUUUUUAAGAUCCUUCAGCUUAUGGUCUAACUUAAGGCAUCACUACUAAAAUACAGUUUUGCAUGCAUGUCUAGUUUUGUUCAACAGACACACUGACACAUAAAAUAAUGAAUGUUUAUGAAAUACGGUUUUUCAUUCUAGAAAUAUCUGGAAAACAGACUGAAACCAUAGUGUAAAUACUACAAUCUGGAGAAAGGCAUUGAGUUCUCCCAGGUCUCCUUUUUUAGCGCCAUCUGAUGAUAUGCAGUCAUGUCCUUUCUAAGAUGUAUUUUAAGUCAUGAAUUCUGAAUACCUUAUACUCAGGAUUAAUAUACAUAC